AUGAUUUCCUACUAUAGAAAGUUUAUUGGAGGUAUAACAAGGACUCAGCUUGAGACCUUCAAGUUUGGCUUCUACCUCUUGACUCCAAUUCUUGUCAUGUACUACGUUGGUAUUGACACCGACCAGAAAUUCAAUUUGCCAGGGUUCUGGCCCGAUCCAGCUACUUUGAAUCAAAUCCCAAAGGAGCCACAUGAGAUCCAGGCUGAAGUGGCCAGAAUCAGAAGGGCCAGAGCCGAAAAGAGAGCCAGAUUGGAAGCUAAAGCUGCUGAACUUGGUAUCACUGAAGAUGAUGUUUGA
This is a messenger RNA of Sungouiella intermedia, 297 nucleotides long. Lineage: Eukaryota; Fungi; Ascomycota; Pichiomycetes; Serinales; Metschnikowiaceae. The record is from the annotation of a GenBank genome assembly.